AUGGGAGAAGGCGGCGGCCGUAGCUUUGGGACCACUAGGGAGCUGCAGAGGCUGAAGCAGCAGGCGAUGGAGUACUACCGGGAGAACGACGUCCCGCGCAGGCUGGAAGAGCUGCUCAACUCCACCUUCUACCUCCAGCCUGCCGACGUCUACGGGCACCUGGCAAACUGCUUUUCUAAACUUGCAAAGCCUCCCACCAUAUGCAGAGUCGUGGGGAAGAAUGUCUUGGAUGGACUGGGGCUUCCAACCCUCCAAGUGGAAAUAUUCUGCACCAUUCAAAAUUUCCCCAAGAGCAUAUGCUCGGUGGUGAUCUCAACGCACUUUGAAGUCCUCGAGAAUGUUCUGCCAGAGCUGGCAGACGCAGAGCAAGAGGCAAGGUCCGAGGCGGUCCGCAUCGCGGUGCAGUGGGUCAACGAAACCAUCACCGAGGAGCUUCAGGGCCUGACGCCCUCCGACCAGGCUGAGGUGGACCAGGUGCUCAGGACAUUCUUUGGAAAUAAAGCACAAGAAGACAAAGAGAGGAGAGAACUGGAAAAAAGCCUGGAAGACACAAGAGUGUCCAUCCCUUCACCCGCACCACCACCACCGCCUCCUCCACCCCCAGCCAAAAAAAGGGGACAAAAGCAAGGGAAGAACGAUACUUUUACAGAGAAACCUAUUGUGCCUCCAGAACCCGUUGAACCUGUACUGAAUGGUAGCAUGGCCAUAGGGGCUGUGUCACUCGCUAUGGCCAAAACCAGGGCCAUCCUGGACAAUAACCCCCUCUACUUAAAUAUUGCACUGCUGAAGCAGUCAGGUCAGGAACAGCCCACAAAGCUCACCUUACCUUUGCCAAUGGUGUCUCUGGUCAGCUGCGGGAAGUCAUCGCCCGGGAAACUGAAUUUAAUGAAAGAAGUGAUGUGUAUUCCCCAUCCUGGAUUAACAGCUAGACAAGGUGUGGAGAUGCUUCUGGAAAUUCAGAAACAUAUCAACAAAACAAUUGAAAUGCCGCCACCUCCAAAAACAGAGACCAAAAAAGGGCAUAACGGAAGCAAAAGAGGUCAACCCAUCACGGGCAAGAUGUCACAUCUUGGCUGUUUGACCAUUAAUUACGACACCAUAGAGCAACCGCUGGUCCUAAUUCAAGGCAUCUGUGCGAACCUGGGGCUGGACCUGGGGACAAACCUGCACCUGGCCAUCAACUGUGCUGCCCAUGAGCUGAUGGAUUAUAGUAGAGGAAAGUAUGAAGUGAUGCUGGGAACAUACAAAAACGCAGCGGAGAUGGUGGACCUCUACGUGGAUCUGAUCAACAGGUUCCCUGCAAUUAUCGCCUUAAUCGAUCCUUUCAGGAAGGAGGACUCUGAGCAGUGGGACAGCAUCUGUAAUGCUCUUGGUUCCAGGUGUUACAUCAUUGCAGGAGCUGCAUCCAAAAGCAUUUCUAAACUUCUAGAGGGUGGGGACAUCAGCACCCCCAAAUCCAGUGGGCUGGUCAUCAAACAUACCAACCAAACUACGAUCUCUGACUUGGUGGAAAUAACCAGUCUUCUUGACAGUAAGCAGCGCGUGGCCGUCUUCGGAAGCGCGGAAGGGGAGUCGUCUGAUGACAGCCUGGUCGAUCUGGCCAUCGGACUCGGUGUCCGGUUUAUCAAGUUGGGAGGUCUUUCUCGCGGCGAGCGGAUAACUAAGUACAACCGCCUCUUCACUAUAGAGGAAGAACUGCUCCAGAGUGGAACACUGGGUUUCAAUGAAGAACACAUAUUUUUUCCCUUGAAUGAUGAAGCUGAGAAGGGGACCAAGGCACCCGAGGCUGCGGCUACCGGGGCGGGCGAGCCAGCCCAGCUCCCGGAGCCCAUCUUCCCCACAGAAGUGCUGGAGGCGUCGGCCAAAGCAUGAGCGUCUCCGGGAUGGGGCUGUGACCCCCCGCCUUUCGGCCACGCUGCUAGCUGAGACCCGCAGAGCCCACCUGUGUCUUCACAUGGGCUUUGCUCUAAAACAUCCCUAACCAGCGUGCUCUUUUUAUUCUUGGGAUUUCUGUUUGCUAACACUGGUACCUAGUAUUUCCGCCCGAAAUUACGCCUGUAAACUGUGUCUUCCAGACCUCGAAUUUCCACGGGGAAAUUCCCUCCUGUCCACUUGGGGGGCCAAGACCUAGUAAAAGAGGCCAGUGCAUCUGCUGCCGAGCGCACACGUGGGCAGCGACGUAGCCGGCCCGGAGGCGCAGGCGCAUUUUUGCCGCCUUCCUCACGCAGGAAGAAAUGUGAGAACUUCAGUCUUUCUAACAGCCGAACAGCUGCUGCUUACUUCCUUGCCCUUCAUCCCCUUUUCCUUGAUUCCCUCCUCUUUCUAAAUUUUCAUCUUUAUUGUAUUACUUAUACGCUUGUGGGUGUCCUAAGAUCCUUUUUAGAAAAAGCAGCAGUCUAAAUGCAUAAACCCAUCAGUAAAUGAAUACAGAUUCUGAAGGUAAUAAUGCUCAGUUACUUCCGCAACAGCAUCUCACAGGAGACAAACGACGUAUCACACAGGCUGACUAAGUGCCUCCCUUGUAAGGCAGUAUCGGGGUUAUGGCAAAAACGUACUGGAAAUAAAUUUAUUCAAACACACACCUUAUAGAUAUAAUAAUAUCCUACUGCCUUGUAUAAUUUAGAUUGUCUGUUUAAACUUACCAUUUGCUUUCCUCCAAAAUGAUAAAAAUUGUGAUAUACUGACCUGUGGGAGAGUUGGCUAAGUUGAGAUUUCUGAGAACUUUUCCUCUUGAAGAGUCCCCAUAGGGAAAUUUAAUGGCCUCAUGGUAACACCAGGGCCUUAUUAUGCUCAAAGCAGUGAUUUAAAAUGGGCUCAGUGGCACGUUCUCUCAGAGCCCGGGGCGGGAGGGCUGGUUGGUAUCUAAGCUGGGAGAACCGUGCCUGUUUGUGGCUGCUACUGCCUGUCCUGGUGCUUAGCAACACACAGUGAGGUAAAAGAAACUGUAAGGAAAUUCAUUUUAUUUAUGGUUUUGGGUUUUUUUGUUUUUUGAGAGGGGGGAAG
Molecule: messenger RNA, 3003 nt
Organism: Neogale vison (American mink)
Lineage: Eukaryota; Metazoa; Chordata; Mammalia; Carnivora; Mustelidae
Gene: ENO4
Product: enolase 4
Exons: 14
Coding region: 1-1872 (623 amino acids)
Biological process (GO): glycolytic process
Cellular component (GO): phosphopyruvate hydratase complex
Molecular function (GO): phosphopyruvate hydratase activity; magnesium ion binding
Source: RefSeq, a predicted model, not a curated record